Fimicolochytrium jonesii is the source of this 1337-nucleotide messenger RNA. Its product is annotated as NADPH-dependent 1-acyldihydroxyacetone phosphate reductase. The record is from RefSeq and is a predicted model, not a curated record. The coding region runs from base 171 to 1067 and encodes 298 amino acids. Gene Ontology annotation, molecular function: triacylglycerol lipase activity; acylglycerone-phosphate reductase (NADP+) activity. NCBI's taxonomy places the organism in Eukaryota, Fungi, Chytridiomycota, Chytridiomycetes, Spizellomycetales, Powellomycetaceae. The transcript has a single exon. Gene Ontology annotation, cellular component: lipid droplet; endoplasmic reticulum. Gene Ontology annotation, biological process: phosphatidic acid biosynthetic process; triglyceride catabolic process.
GGACCAAAGCUUCAAACUCAUCCAAAACGCGUACCCAUGCAAACGUCACUGCAAUCUGACCGCAAUCACGAUUCAUGGAGCUGUGAUCGAGUUGUACAGUACGUCUGCAGCUGUGAGAACUUCAACUGCCGGGCUUUCAAACAUCGACGUCACCCAGAACCCACAGCAAGAUGACCUCGAAACAAACUGUCCUCAUCACAGGCUGCUCAGACGGCGGCAUCGGCCAUGCGCUCGCCCAGCGCUUCCACAAGGGAGGCUACCGCGUGUUUGCCACCGCGCGCAGGCUCGAGGCAAUGAAAGAUUUGGCAGCCUCGGGAAUCGAAACGCUUGUCCUGGACGUCACAAAGGCGGAUUCCGUGGCAGCAGUCCUGGCUGAAGUGACCACCCGAACGAACGGAAAGGGGCUCGACUACCUGAUCAACAACGCCGGUCAGCCGUUUGCGAGCCCGGCUUUGGAUGUCGAUAUCGACGGAGCGAAGGCUAUGUUUGAAACAAACCUGUGGGGUACUAUUCGAAUGAACACGGCUUUCCAGCACCUUCUCCUUACGGCACAGGGCACCAUUGUCCAUGUCGGUUCCGUCGCCGGAUACAUCCCAUUCAUUUUCGGUGCCGCAUACAACGCAUCGAAAGCGGCACUUCACGCGUACUCGAACACCCUCCGACUCGAAGUUGGCCCGCUGGGGAUCAAAGUCAUGACGAUUGUUACUGGAGGCGUCGGGAGCAACAUCACCUCGCAGUCCGGUUACAAUAUCAUCUCUCCUCCGGGCAGUCUUUUUGCGGGCGUUGUGCAGCAAGUCAUUGCUGCCAAGAGGAACGUUGUCGAUACGGGGAUGCGCACCGAGGUGUAUGCGGAGAAAGCAUUUGUGCAGAUUACGGGAAGAGGAAGGUGGUAUCAGCUGUGGAGCAAGAAUGCGAGGCCUGCGCAGAUCUGGUUGGGAGCACGAUCGGUGACAAUCUGGCUUGGGAGCUUCUUCCCUGUUGAGCUCUUUACGAAGCCACAAAUGAGGCUGUUCGGGCUGGAUAGGCUGUUAAAGGCGGAUAGGCAGUUGAAGUCCAAAUCGGAAUGAGCCGGGGGUUAGUGCCCAAACAGGGCACCAUCAUUGCACCUACAUUCACAACAUUUGGCGCAUGCUGAGGAGGCAUCGAAUUUGCCAUGGUUGCCCAGGGGGGAAGCUGCUAUCCGUUGCUUCCGAGGUGGAGUCUGUUCGGUCAAUGUCAAAGAAGAGAUGUGCAUCAACAAUCAAGAGUGGGAUUGGGUUCCGAUUGCGCGUUGCAUCGGAGGAGCUACAUAUCAGAGUUUCGUUGUGCCACGCAGCGAGUAAGGCGUAGAGCAGGAU